Orbilia oligospora ATCC 24927 is the source of this 1194-nucleotide messenger RNA. RefSeq lists its product as uncharacterized. Gene Ontology annotation, biological process: siderophore biosynthetic process. Lineage: Eukaryota; Fungi; Ascomycota; Orbiliomycetes; Orbiliales; Orbiliaceae. The coding region runs from base 1 to 1194 and encodes 397 amino acids. The record is from RefSeq and is a predicted model, not a curated record. The transcript has 3 exons.
AUGGGUCACUUUAAUUUCCUAUACUUGCCGACAGACCCUCCUGUCGCCAGGUCAUUGACCUCCGAAGUAUCUCGUCCGUCGGAAGAACUCGAAGUCGUCACAACUGCGAUCUCAAUCCUGGAAAAUGGCAAUUCUUCUUCCAGCACGAUUCGCGCUACCCUCGAAAGCUCUCGAGGCCGGGCACUAGCAGCACCCAAUGAGCCGCAGGACCACCUGAAAGUACAGCUGCAAGGUUCCACAGCGGAUUUGGAGACCGUUUGGACUGCCCUGUACUGGUACUUCCAGUAUACGAGCGAUGUGGCAGUCGGGGUACCCAAAGGCAGACCUGUUCCGGAACGAUGCGUGGAACUUAUUCUCGAGUCGGAUGCGCCCAGUCGUCCUUCGGAACUCGCUGCCCGACUAGAGCGUCUUGGGCUCGUGGAUAUUCAAAUACAAGCGGAGAAACAAGUGCAUCUGGUUUUCGCCAAUGUCUUCUGGCAAUUGUCCCCGGAGCUUUUUUUGUCGAGCCUCAAUGCCCACCGGUAUCUCCCUGCUAAACCACUCCGGUACACUCUUUCAAAUGGCGCCAUACGUCAUCCGAACCGACCCCGACCCCCCCCUCAACGGCUUCCCUUCUACACUCGUCAUUGUAUAUCGGACAAAGUGAACUCGGUUUUCAAACUCAGGCCUGUUGACAUGUCCGACCUCGAUUUGAUCCACAAAUGGAUGAAUAACACGAGAGUUUCCGAAUUCUGGGGCGAACAAGGCCCAAUCGAGCACCAGAAGAAAUUCUUAGAAACGUGUCUUGCCAGCAAACAUUCUUUCACCGCCAUCGGGAGCUGGAACGAUCUAGACGCGGAAGGUAACCUUACAGGCUGGAAAGAUGCUUGCUUCUUCGAUAUAUACUGGGUGAAGGAAGAUCAUCUCGCCCGUUAUGCAAAUAGCGUACAAGACUGGGAUAGAGGUGUUCAUCUUCUAGUGGGAGAGGAUUGGGCUAGGGGAAGGUCCACCGCGUGGCUUGAUUCCAUAGUUCACUUUAUGUUUCUUUCCGACCCCAGGACCCAGUCCAUCUAUUUGGAACCUAGAGUGGACAACGAGUUGUUCAUCCGGUUAUUAACUCGUUAUGGGUUUUAUAAAGUCAAGGACUUCGCAUUCCCCCAUAAACAAGCAGCUUUGAUGAAGCUUGACCGUGAUCAUUGGAAAGGUUGCCGUUAG